Molecule: messenger RNA, 1968 nt
Organism: Plasmopara halstedii
Lineage: Eukaryota; Oomycota; Peronosporomycetes; Peronosporales; Peronosporaceae
Exons: 1
Coding region: 1-1968 (655 amino acids)
Source: RefSeq, a predicted model, not a curated record
AUGGAUCUCUCGAUGAUUCUUUGUCCUGUCCUCGAAGAAGAGAAACCAGCGUCGCCCGUCUCUCCUCGCGAGCCAAACCGCAAGUGGAGUACAGAUGAGCUCCAGUGCGCCGUAGCGAUCCUUCAAGACUUCCAACAGCCGUCAGUCACUGACUCUGUGCCAAACGUGCAUAACAAAAGUGACGUCAAGGUGACGCAUGAUAACAAUCAAGAGCAGAAGCACAAUCAGGAGAAGCAACAACAUUCAAAGAAGCACGAUCGAGCGAGCGACAAAGACGCAAAUGGAGUGAGUCUUAUUGAAAGAAAAGUACAGGAGCAAAAUCUUUCUGCCGAGGACUGGGAGGAUGACAGUAUGUCCAAAUUAGAUUUACUGGUUCAGGCGGACGCUCUUAUCAAGCGUAGCAGUCCAAAGGUACUCUCGCCACUUGCACGUGAAAACCUGAAUUAUGUGCGCAGCGGAGUUUGGUCUCGUGCCGAAGAAGAGUACGCUGCAGCGCUCGUUUCGUUCUUUUUAAAAGGGCUUCUCGAUUUGCCAGAGGGUGUGACGCUACGUAAAUUUUUAGCAGAAAAGCUGUGCUGCAAUCGCCGCCGCGUCUCGAUGAAAUUAGGAACAGAGACGCUGGCUGGACAGAAAAUUCCUAAAAAAAUUGGCGCGUCAGUAUAUGUUAGUGCCAAUCCUCCUCCAAGUGAUCACAUCCGACGUGAAGCCGAGUGCAUGCUAGAGGAGCUUCGAGCUAUUAAUUUCAGCACUAGAGUGCUGAACAACAACGUUCAAGAUGAUAAAGGUGGUGAUCAACCGUUAUGUCUAAACGGAAAGGAGGAUGAAGAUGAGAAGGAAGAAAAGAUUGGCGCGCUUCAAACUCGAAAAGAAGUGUUUGGGCAAAAAAGGAAGUCUGAUCAUUACAAUUUGAAGUCCAAGCGCCGUAAGCCCACAAUUAUUCGUACAGGGUUCGAAUCACAUGAAGAAGAAGAAUUUGUUACCACAGUGUUUGAGUAUUUCAUAGCUGGAUCUUUAGAUCUUCCUGAAGGCACUAGGCUUGUGGCAUAUCUCUGCCAACAAUUAGGCUGCUCACCAAAGCAAUUGUCAAUGAAGCUCGCACCUCAGCGCAUGAAUGAUCACAAAUUUCCGGAUAACGUCGGCUCCAUCACAUACGCUCGAAAGAUGGUGAAGACAGACAAUAUGUCAUCGGACAGUUCGGAUGAUAACGAUAUUUCUGAGGAAUGUUUCGAAGUGGAAAGCCGCAUUACGGAGCUGCGUCUUGCAUACGAGGAUGCGCACAAGAUAGUGCCUCUUCAGGUCGCCACACCAGUCAAGCGGGAGCGCAAAUCCAUUUUUACCAGUCGUAUAAGCUCUGAAACUGCCACCUUGGACAGUACGCCGAGUGUUAGCCCCAUGCGCGUCUUCCGGCGCAGUGGUCCAUGGUCACAUGAUGAAGAAGUGUACGCAGCAGCACUUAUUGAUUCAUUUUUUAAAGGUGUGCUUGAUGUUGCCGAGGGCACUACACUUCGAGCUUUUCUAUCGUCACGCUUGUGCUGCAAUCCUAUGCGGAUCUCGAAAAAGCUGGCUAGCGAGUCGAUUGCAGCAAUUCCGAUCCCCAAAAAAUUGGGUAGCUCGACGUAUGUGCGUAACGUUAAAGUGACACCGGAAGAACGAGUUCGGGCGGAAGGAGUUUUGUAUGAUUUACGAGCUGUUUACAUGUUUUCGGGCCGAAACAAGAGGGACGGAGCGAAGCGUUCACGUCACACUCGAGUUCGUCGUCCGCGAAUGCUUGUUGGCGCGUUGAGUACAGACUCGGAUAACACUGAGUCGGACUUGGAUACGCCCACUGCUGCAGAUCGUGAAAAACGUAUUGAGACGUCAAGAAAGACUGCGAACAAACACUAUGCCGCCUGGAAUGAGCAAAUGCAACGUUCAAGUACCAGUUCCAAUCUAUUUGUGCCAGCGCUGCUUAAGGAGCAGCUGGCUUAG